Molecule: messenger RNA, 1027 nt
Organism: Medicago truncatula (barrel medic)
Lineage: Eukaryota; Viridiplantae; Streptophyta; Magnoliopsida; Fabales; Fabaceae
Product: high-affinity nitrate transporter 3.1
Exons: 2
Coding region: 107-727 (206 amino acids)
Biological process (GO): response to nitrate; nitrate transmembrane transport
Cellular component (GO): plasma membrane
Molecular function (GO): nitrate transmembrane transporter activity
Source: RefSeq, a predicted model, not a curated record
UGUAUCUCCAUUCAGAUUCUUCUCAUCAUAAUAUCAUUCCAAUUCCAAUUGGCUUUUCUCUAAAGUCUUCUACUUCUCACAAGUUGACUUUUCUUUAUAAGUAACUAUGGCAGCACACAAGCUUGUGGUGGCAUCACUUCUUCUAUGCUGUUUAGCUGAAAUUUGUUAUGGAAAGGAUCUCUUUUCUUCCUUGAAAAGAACCAUUGAUGUCACAGCUUCCCCUAAGCAGGGACAAGUUCUGUUAUCCGGAGUUGACAAAAUCAGUGGAACAUGGGCUCUAAACAAGACCUUCCCAGCUGGAACAGACUCAUCCUACAAAACCAUAAAGCUGAAAUUGUGCUACGCGCCCAUAAGCCAAAAAGACCGUGCUUGGAGAAAGACCGAGGAUGAACUCUCUAGGGACAAAACUUGCCAACACAAAAUGUUAGCCAUGCCAUACAAUGCUUCCAACAAAACGGUCCAAACCUUCGAGUGGUUGAUUCAGCGCGACGUACCUCAGGCAACGUACUUUGUACGCGCCUAUGCAUUUGAUUCCAACGAUAAGGAAGUGGCUUAUGGCCAAACCACGAACGCGGGUAAGAGUACCAACUUGUUUGAGAUCAACGCAAUCAGUGGCCGCCACGCGACUCUUGAUAUCUGCUCCGUUGUCUUCAGCGCCUUCUCGGUUGUGUCCCUAGGUGUGUUCUUCUAUAUUGAAAAAAGGAAGGGAAAGUCACCAAAGCAGUGAUUGAAUUAAGUGACAUAGGAAACUUCAUGGCAGAUUGUUUUGAAUGCUUUAUUAUGCCUUAUAUAUGCUGCAGGCCUAAUUAAAUAAUAUUAUCAAUAAUGUUAUGAAUAUUUGGUGGAUGUGCAGCUCCCUAAGUUUUUCAUAUUUCAUGGAUAGUCUAUAGGUCCUAUGACUAUAUGGUUUUCACUCAUUGGUAUUGCUCUUAACUUCAUUUAUGUCAUAUAAAUAGGAGUCAGGUGACAUUGCAAGAAUUACAAUCUUUGAAGAGCAUAAUGCAAUACUCUUUUAUUCUCUAUUCUA